Trichobilharzia szidati is the source of this 1304-nucleotide messenger RNA. NCBI's taxonomy places the organism in Eukaryota, Metazoa, Platyhelminthes, Trematoda, Strigeidida, Schistosomatidae. The record is from the annotation of a GenBank genome assembly.
AAGAAAUUGUCAGUAUUUUCGCUUCUCCGUCUAAUAUCCACACUGGAAUGAAUCUGAUCAUACUUCUCAUCUGUCUAAAUCAUGUGAAUUCUGGGAUUAUCAAAAUUCAGUUGUAUCCAGUGUCUAGAAUCACUUCGAUGUUAAAUCCGUAUCGGAAAUUAUUCACGGUAUCAAGGCGAAGGUGGAUGAAUUCAUGGAAUGGUGAAGAUGCACCAACAUCAGAACACCUGUAUAAUUAUAACAAUAUUGAAUACUAUGGAGAAGUGCUUGUGGGCACGCCACCACAAAAAUUUCGUGUACUGUUUGACACAGGAUCAACUGAUACCUGGCUCGCGUCAAGAAAAUGUUGGUUACUUGAUAUUCCAUGUUGGUUCAUUCGAUUUUACGACAGUUCGAAAUCAUCUACCUACCAGCCAAACGGUACCAGGUUCAAUGUUGAUUAUCUUACUGGAAUUUAUUCUGGGUUUUGGAGCAUGGAUACAAUGCAGGUAUUGUGUUCUUAUGAUUUGAAAUGACAGUGACUUCAGAUAAACUCCUUAGUUAUUCACAACCAGGCAUUUGCCGAAAUAACGAAUGUGUUUUCCGAUGAUUUCCUUGAUAGUAAAUAUGAUGGAGUAAUUGGUAUGUCAAAUGCAGUCGUGUCAAGAUACGGCAAUAUCCCCUUCUUCCCAAAUAUGAUCACUCAAGCAGUGGAAAUGGACCCAGUGUUUUCGUUCUAUUUGAAUCGAAAAAAUGGUGUCGUUGGUGGAGAGAUGGUUCUGGGCGGUGUUGAUCCUGAAUAUUUUACCGGAGAUUUCGAACGCUUGCCUGUCGUUUCUGAUAAUAGUUGGGCCAUUGAUAUCAAAAGUUUGAAGAUUAACGGAGUAGAAUAUUGCCGUGGAACAUGUACUGGUGUUAUAAGUACUGCAGCAUCUUUGAUACUGGGUUCAGUUAACAUGGUGGAUGAGAUCAACUCUCAACUUGGCGCCAGAUUGGGUGGUGAUGGGGAGUAUGUAUUGAACUGCAAUGAUAUUGACAUACUCCCUGCUAUUGAGUUUGUCUUCAAGGAGCGCAGCUAUAUACUUGAUGCAAAGGAUUAUGUGCUUAAGCAGGUCAACUGGCUAUCUACAGACUGUACAUCACCUUUUGAUGGGAAUAACGGAAUAGCCCCUGGAUAUUGGAUUCUUGGCGAUGUGUUCAUGAGGAAGUUUUACACUGUAUUCAACUUCGGUGAGCAGGAGAUAUGGUUGGCUGAUGUUAAUAAUGAUUAAACCUCAUUGUACCAAAAGCUGAGAAUCAUUAAGAAUAAACAGUUCUUACGAUAC